AUGAUUGGAGCAACGUCAUCUGAGGAGUACCGCCAAUUCUGGUCAGGAUUCAUUGAUCUGUACCGUCAGAACGAGUGCCUGUGGCGUGUCAGAAGCCCGGACUAUGCCAACAGAAUCAAGCGGAAUCGGGCAUAUCAGCAGCUUAUUGAGUACAGUAGAGGCAAAAACUCUGAUGUUGAUGUCAAUUGGGUGAAGAAAAAAAUUUCAAAUUUCCGAACAGUGUUCGUGAAGGAACGCAAGAAGGUGCAAGAUUCACAGCGAUCCGGAGCCGGGACUGAUGAGGUCUAUAAACCGACGCUGUGGUACUAUGACCAAAUUCAGUUCAUUAUAGAGCAAGAGGCGUGGGUAAGGUCACGGGACGCUCUAGAUCCAGAGUCUCCAGUUCUUGUCGAAGAGGAGGCCCAGGAGAGUCUGGAUCUGGAUGCUACCCCGGAGCUGGAGGUGGAGCCUACCACAGGCCAAGGGGCAGAAGUGGAGGAGCCGGUAGCGGAGCCGGUGGCACCCCCACAGGCGCGCCCAGGAAGACCGAGGCGCACGGCAAGGAGGACCACUUCUUCACCCUAUAGCACCCCCUCUGGCUCCCAGCAGUUUUUUCAACGCGCUGAGGAGGUUUUGCAUAGGCCCCCGGAUGCCGAACAACAAUUUGGCAAUUUUAUUGCAUCGGAAAUGCGCCUGAUGACGGAUGAUCAAAAAUUCAUCGUCCAACGGUUAGUCAAUGAGACUGUCUCACGCGGCAGGCGCCAAACACUGGUGUCGGCGUGUGAGAUAGUGCCAACUGACCCUUGGUAUCACCCAAAUUUGUCCCGUCCCCCCUUCCCAAACAACCCCCCCAUGGAGCAUGUGCCGGUAAACCCCCCUCAGCAACCGUAUUUUUUUCCGUCGGGAGCCACACAGCCCAGCCCCUCCCCCCAAUCUAGCACCUCGUCCAGUGGCAUGUACUCUGACAUGCAGAGUACACAGUCCUCUGUGCUGGGCGACCCACGCUUUUUUCAUUUAUAAUUAGUUUUUUGGACCCGGUUUUUUAGUUUUGUUUGAAAAAUCUGCUGGUGACCUUAUCCUACGCUCUUGCUCAAAGUGAACUGUAUUGAGGUCAUUAGUACUGCAGCGUCGGUUUUGUGUCCUCACUGUCCCGGACUACGGAUCGUUGUGAAGACUGCACUUCUUG
Molecule: messenger RNA, 1165 nt
Organism: Pseudophryne corroboree (corroboree frog)
Lineage: Eukaryota; Metazoa; Chordata; Amphibia; Anura; Myobatrachidae
Exons: 3
Coding region: 1-999 (332 amino acids)
Source: RefSeq, a predicted model, not a curated record